AUGGAGUGCGGCAACAACGUCAAGUACGACCGGUACGUUUUUGCCCACAGGACACGUAUGAACCUCUCGCACAGCAUCUACGUUGGCGCGGGCGCUUCCGAGAGCCUCAUCACGACGAUCCACGCCCUCCUCAAGCCGAUGGGCAUUGCAAUCGGUCCGUUUGGCGACAAGCUGCUCAAGAUCCGGUCGCGCGAAGACGGCUCGUGCACCAAGAUGGUCUUGACUGGCGUGCACUUUGCGCCGCUGCGGGACGACAACAACACGUCUGCCAAAGUUUGCUACUUUCCACCGCAAGGUACGUGCGGAGGUAUCGCACUCGACGCUUGA
Saprolegnia parasitica CBS 223.65 is the source of this 327-nucleotide messenger RNA. RefSeq lists its product as hypothetical. The transcript has 2 exons. The coding region runs from base 1 to 327 and encodes 108 amino acids. The record is from RefSeq and is a predicted model, not a curated record. Lineage: Eukaryota; Oomycota; Saprolegniomycetes; Saprolegniales; Saprolegniaceae.